AGGGGAGGGGACCGCAGCGGAGACGCGCGCGCCGAGCCCACCCCCCGCGCCCGCCGCCGCCGCCGCCGCCCGGACAAUAAACAGCCGCGCGCGGGGCGAUGCCCGAGCCGGUGCCGCCGCCCCCGCGCCGCGCAGCCCCAGCGCUCAGGCCUUAGCCCGGCGGGCCGCGCCCGCCGCCGACCCCCGCCCUCGCGCCCGCCCCCGCCCGGUCGCGGGGGGCCCACCCGGACGUCGGUCAGCGGGGAAAUGGAGGUCCCUGCGGCAGGUACCCCGUCCCAGCAGGAGCGGCUGCAGGCCAUCGCGGAGAAGCGAAAGCGGCAGGCAGAGAUCGAGACCCGGCGCCGGCAGCUGGAGGAUGACAGGAGGCAGCUGCAGCACCUCAAGUCCAAGACGCUGCGGGAGCGCUGGCUGCUGGAGGGGACGCCGUCCUCCGCCUCGGAUGGGGACGAGGAGUUCCGGAGGCAAAUGCAGGAGGACCAGCAGAGGGUCCAGAGCCUGGAAGCGUCCAUCUGCAGCCUGGAGAAGGAGCUGGAGGCGCUGGAGAAUGGAGAGGCCCUCCCUGGCUCCAUGAGGGAGAACUCAGCGGCCCCCAGCCCUGCCCGAGCCCUGGCUCUCAGCCCCGCCCUGGAGGAGCCCAAGGCCGAGGUGGUGCUGAACUCACAGCAGACCCCGCUGGGCACACCCAAAGAGCCGAGCGUCUCCCGCACCCCUGUGAGGACAGCCGAAGGCUCGACCAUGAUGAAGGCAGCCAUGUACUCGGUUGAGAUCACGGUGGAGAAGGACAAAGUGACGGGGGAGACCAGGGUGCUGUCCAGCUCCACCCUGCCCCCCCGGGGGCCGCUCCCCCAGGGCAUCAAAGUCUACGAGGACGAGACCAAAGUGGUCCACGCCGUGGAUGGCGCCUGUGAGAACGCCGUCCAGCCGCUGAGCUCCUCCGAGGUGGACGAACUCAUCCACAAAGCAGACGAGGCGGCGCUGAGCGAGGGGGCUGCGGAGGAGGCCGUGCGGGUGACACCCACGCGGCGGCAGAUCGCUGGGGUGCAGGCGCAGCCGGGUGAGGCCACAUCGGGCCCGCCGGGCCCGCAGCCCGGCCAGGAACCCCCGGUCACCAUGAUCUUUAUGGGAUACCAGAACGUGGAGGACGAAGCGGAGACCAAGAAGGUGCUGGGGCUGCAGGACACGGUCACCGCGGAGCUGGUGGUGAUCGGAGAUGCUGCUGAGCCGGCCCCACCCAACGGCAGUGCAGCUGAGCCCCCCGCCCAGGCGGGCGCCUGCGAGGAGAGCCAGGCAGGGCCCGAGACCACCACCACCAGCGACCCCCAGGACUUGGACGUGAAGAAGCAGCGUUGUAAAUGCUGCUCGGUCAUGUGAGCCGCCUGGCCCGGCCCCGGUCCCUGCCCUGCAUUCAGAUACCCG
Ochotona princeps (American pika) is the source of this 1416-nucleotide messenger RNA. RefSeq names its product paralemmin (gene PALM). The coding region runs from base 247 to 1371 and encodes 374 amino acids. Gene Ontology annotation, cellular component: membrane. Gene Ontology annotation, biological process: negative regulation of adenylate cyclase activity; regulation of cell shape; positive regulation of filopodium assembly. Lineage: Eukaryota; Metazoa; Chordata; Mammalia; Lagomorpha; Ochotonidae. The record is from RefSeq and is a predicted model, not a curated record. The transcript is spliced from 9 exons.